AUAGAGGAUCCUAGGUACGGCUUCGAGGUGAAGCAAAACUCAGAUACAACGAGCUCAUGCAGCAUUGUGCGAGCCUUGCCUAGUCCAAUCAAGCGCACUAGCGAGGCAACGCUGUUGCCUAAACAUUGACACUUCUCCAGACUCAGCCUUAGCACUUGUAACCUCUCCAUCUUUCCAUCGCUACUAUGCUCACUUAUCGAUACCGACCAUUAGAACAUGAUGACUCUUUUCGGAUCCUCGUUAUAUUUCCAAGUCUGGAUAGUUCAGACCCAAUCAGAUGCACGAUUGCGCACGCGCAAUUGUCUGACGAGUCUUUCGAAUACGAAGCAGUGUCCUACACUUGGGGCGACGCCACUGAAACGCAGACAAUUUACUUCCCCUCCGCGGAACUGAAUGUCGGGCGAAAUUGUUACAACGCGCUUCGGCGCCUGCGAUGCAAACACCAAGACUGUUUGCUGUGGAUCGACGCUAUCUGCAUCGAUCAGAACGAUCUCCAGGAGCGAGCCUGUCAAGUUCGUAUGAUGGAAAAGAUCUAUAAUCGCGCAUCUACAGUGUUGGUGAUCUUACAGGAACCGAAUGCGAACAGCGAUGCGCUGUUUGAACAGCUAAAGAUUGGGGACGAAAUGAUAUCGCUUGUAGGACGCUGGGUUCGAGAUCCACCAAGUGAUCACAUCCUCAAAUUGCUAGAAGAUUUGUGGCGAGAUCCAUGGUUUACAAGAGUUUGGGUUCUACAAGAAGUCUUUGCCAAAACCACUGUCUAUUUCAUCUCCGGCUCCACCUGCUUCUCAUACGACAGUCUGGCGCAACUAUAUACAUGUUACGGUGGGACUAUAACAACUAGGACUUACUGCCCCCGAGCCCUUCAGUGGAUAAGACUGCCACCAGGAAACUUUUCAACACCGCAGUUCAACUUGUGGUACUUGCUAAGCGAGACGAGGGAUUACCUGGCGACCGAUGCCAAAGAUAGAGUUUUCGCUCUGAAGUCGAUGUUAGGCUCCGCACAAUCAGAGAUGGAUUACUUGAUCGACUACACGCACAGCUUGGAGGAGUGUUAUAAACGUGUCGCCAUGUUUCUAUUACCUGUGCUCGGGCUUCGAUUACUCACGGCCGUCCGGCACACACACGACAAGAAGAUGCCUUCAUGGAUCCCGGAUUGGUCCCAGAACCUCCCAAUACACCCAACAUAUCCUGAAGAUGAAGAUAAGCUGGGUACUUCUGAUGAACAAAAAUAUACAAUACGCUCUUCCUUACCCAAUAGUAACGGUACCGAUAUGGAACUACUUGUCACGGGUUGUUGUUAUGCGCGAAUAGUCGAAAAAAGCCAGUCUUUCUAUUUCAUUGAUGUAGACGACGCUGAACGACAAAUGAAGAAACUGUACUACAGCAUCAUCCCCAGACAUGACGUCGACCCAGAAGAUAUGCAGGAUGAUCCUACUGUGCUUGCCCAUUUAGGGACAACUGUCUCAGAUGCUAUGUCGUCUAUGGAUAGCGGGCAGCUUCAUACAUUCCUGACUCGCUUUGGUGCAAUACAUCUGGGGGAUCGCCACAGCUUUGCUCGUGAAGAGAUUGAUGGAUUUUCAAACUCACUUCAGCAAUGCAGAAUAGGCCUGAUGGAUAACGGCGAGUUGGUCAUCGUGCCGGAAGCUAUACGAUAUGGAGAUGUCAUCGUCAUUAUAUCAGGAGCUAUAGUAGCUUGCGCUUUACGAUGUUCUUCGGAUGGGAGCUGGGCACUCAUAAGCGGUGACUGCCAGAUGUCCACAGAAAAGUUCAGGAGUCAACGAGACAGGUCUUAUUUUAUGUGCGACGAAUACGUUGCAUGCCAUCAGGAUAGACUAGAAGAGUUCAGGCUGCGUUGAUGUAAUCAUAUCUACCAACAACCAUUUCAAUUGACAGAGCUCUCCGCGUUGGUAUGGGAAUAGAGGAUUCCAGUCUUCACGCCGAUAAAGUAAGCAUCGAAAGAUGGAAAAGUGUAGCAAGGAUUACUUCCAUCG
This is a messenger RNA of Alternaria alternata, 1991 nucleotides long. RefSeq names its product HET-domain-containing protein. NCBI's taxonomy places the organism in Eukaryota, Fungi, Ascomycota, Dothideomycetes, Pleosporales, Pleosporaceae. The transcript has 3 exons. The record is from RefSeq and is a predicted model, not a curated record. The coding region runs from base 186 to 1856 and encodes 556 amino acids.